UUUCAUCCUCGGGCUUUCAGCUCACAGUCGCAGCCUGCCGUUAUUGACGGGAAGGAACGAAGCAGCGAGGCGAGCAACCGUCGGAUAUAUCCCGCCGGUCGCCGGAACCAUUUGAGAAUUCUGGCCAAAACGGCCUAAAACUUGUGUAGGAAUGGCGAGUCCGGCGCCUGUCUCUUCUCCACCUCCUCCCAACUCUACUGCACCUGCGCCAUCCAACUCUACGUCCUCCCCUCCGCCGCCCCCUUCCGCCUCGCCGCCUACGCCUUCCAGCACCCCGCCACCCAGCUCUUCUCCCCCACCACCCAGUUCUCCUCCGCCUUCCAGCCCUGCUCCUCCUCCGCCUUCCACCCCUGCUCCCUCUUCCUCGCCUCCGCCACCUGCCACCCCCUCUUCCUCGCCUCCGCCUCCUGCCACCCCCUCUUCCUCGCCUCCGCCUCCUGCCACCCCCUCUUCCUCGCCUCCGCCACCUGCCACACCCUCUUCCUCGCCUCCGCCACCUGCCACCCCCUCUUCCUCGCCUCCACCGCCUGCUGUCCCGUCUUCCUCACCUCCACCGCCGCCACCUCCUCCAUCUUCGCCUUCUCCUCCGUCAUCUUCUUCGGCGUCCUCCUCAUCGGUGUCAUCUGGCCUGAUUGUCGGAGUUGCGAUUGCUGGCGUAGCUGUUGUGCUGUUCCUCGUAAUUCUUUUCUUCUGCUUAAGGAAGAAGAAGCGGCGUAACGGUGACUGGGACAGCUACGGCCGGCCGCCGCCACCGCCAAUGCAUCAACCUCAACCACCAUAUCCACCCAAAGUCGAUCCUUACGGUGCAUACGCUCAAAGUUGGCAGAAUGCAGCCCCACCUCCUUCAGACAAUGUGGUCAAGAUUCACCAUCCUCCUUCACCUCCUCCACCAUUUCCUUCACGGCCACCACAACCUCCAGCUCCACCGGCACCUGUGUUCAGCAGUGGAGGGGCUUCUAGUUCCACAUUCUCAGGAUCGGAUGUGCUGCUCCCUCCACCAUCACCUGCCCUUUCACUGGGUAUGCAGAGCACCUUUACAUACGAGGAAUUAGCAAUUGCAACAAAUGGGUUCGCGUCAUCUAACCUUCUCGGCCAAGGUGGUUUUGGAUAUGUUCACAAAGGAAUCCUUCCCAAUGGCACCGAAGUUGCUGUCAAACAGUUGAAAUCUGGCAGUGGACAGGGUGAGCGUGAAUUCCAGGCAGAGGUGGAGAUAAUUAGCCGAGUACAUCAUAGGCAUCUAGUUUCUUUAGUUGGUUACUGUAUAACCGGAAGCCAAAGGAUGCUUGUAUAUGAAUUUGUUCCCAACAACACACUUGAAUUCCAUUUGCACGCAAAGGGAAGACCAACCAUGGAUUGGCCAACACGUUUAAAAAUUGCAUUUGGGUCAGCUAAAGGACUUGCUUAUCUUCACGAGGACUGUCAUCCUCGUAUAAUACAUCGUGACAUUAAGGCAUCAAACAUACUCCUUGAUUACAAUUUUGAAGCCAAGGUUGCUGAUUUUGGGCUUGCAAAACUUUCUUCUGAUACUAAAACGCAUGUUUCCACUCGAGUGAUGGGAACUUUCGGGUACCUUGCCCCAGAAUAUGCUUCCAGUGGAAAACUCACUGAAAAGUCUGACGUAUUUUCCUUUGGUGUGAUGCUCUUGGAGCUGAUUACCGGGCGUAGACCUGUUGAUAGUUCUCCUUCUUUCGUGGAAGAUAGCUUGGUGGACUGGGCAAGGCCUUUACUUACACGAGCGCUCGAGGAUGGAAACUAUGAUGCACUUGUCGACCCAAAGUUGCAGAAUGAUUAUAACCACAAUGAGAUGGCACGAAUGGUUGCCUGUGCAGCAGCAGCUGUAAGGCAUUCGGCAAGGCGAAGGCCCCGAAUGAGUCAGAUCGUCAGAGCCUUGGAAGGUGGUGUCUCUCUUGAAGACCUGAAUGAAGGAGUUAGGCCCGGACACAGCACAGUUUACAGCUAUGGGAGUUCUGAAUACGACUCAAGCCAGUAUAACGAAGAUAUGAAGAAUUUCAGGAGAAUGGCACUAGGAAGCCAGGAGUAUGGCACCAGCGGACAAAGCAUGCCAACCAGCGAAUACGGGCUAAGUGGAUCAAUAUCGAGCAGCGAAGGCCAGCAAACUCGAGAGUUGGAGAUGGAGAAGAGGAAGAGAGCAAGUGACGUAAUAGAGAAAGCCAAUGAUGCUGAAUCUCGCUGAUGGCUGUCCAGUGUCCAUGCCACGUAAAUUCUUCAGUCUUUUCUCUUCUGCCUUUAUUAUUCUUCUCUUUUACCUUUAUUGUGGUAUUUAUUAGAAUCAAGCGUAUGGAAAAAGAUGGUCUGAAGUCAAAGUUUCGUUAUGCUUUCCUUUCUAUUGGUUAUUGAAUCAUCCAAACGAACAAAUUUUGCAUGUAUUCUUUUGUACUGCUACUUCUUCCUAGUCUCCACACAUCCCUUUUGAAUUGUGAAAACUUUCUUCAUUCUCUGUAAGUAA
Nymphaea colorata (pocket water lily) is the source of this 2467-nucleotide messenger RNA. RefSeq names its product proline-rich receptor-like protein kinase PERK1. The record is from RefSeq and is a predicted model, not a curated record. The coding region runs from base 152 to 2194 and encodes 680 amino acids. Lineage: Eukaryota; Viridiplantae; Streptophyta; Magnoliopsida; Nymphaeales; Nymphaeaceae. The transcript has 8 exons. Gene Ontology annotation, molecular function: ATP binding; protein kinase activity. Gene Ontology annotation, biological process: protein phosphorylation.